Molecule: messenger RNA, 4512 nt
Organism: Triplophysa rosa
Lineage: Eukaryota; Metazoa; Chordata; Actinopteri; Cypriniformes; Nemacheilidae
Product: transcriptional-regulating factor 1
Exons: 16
Coding region: 989-4045 (1018 amino acids)
Biological process (GO): negative regulation of DNA-templated transcription; regulation of transcription by RNA polymerase II
Cellular component (GO): transcription regulator complex; histone deacetylase complex
Molecular function (GO): transcription corepressor activity
Source: RefSeq, a predicted model, not a curated record
UGUAUGUUCACUGCAGACCUGUCACACUUCAACACGGAUUAAAGUCGCGAAAGCUCAUCUGGUUUUUGGGGCGAAAAAAGUUACGGGAGAUGCUGCUGGCAGUGCGCGUUCAUGUGACUCCCGUAUCCGUCAGAUGAGAGAUGCGGGACGGACUUAUCGCUGUUUGCACAGAGAUCUCGUUUCACUUUCCAAUGAUGUGUCGCCGUCCAUUUGGCUCGUGUGUGUUUGUUAUGAUUUGGUCGAGACGCGAUGCCUCAUGCGAGAAGGCAACCUGUACUAAAUAAGGAGACAGAUAAGAGAGGAGUGACCUGUUCUUCAAGCUGUGAAAAGAGUUCAUCCAAAUAAUGACAGCCCAUCCAAUCAAUCAAAACAGUUUCAUUUACAAGACUUAACACAAUUUCAUGGUAACACCCAGUGUUUGGUAAAUUACUCUGAAAAAGUAAUUAAUUACUAGUUACUAAUUACAUACUCAAUAGUGUAAUUAGAUUACUGUACAAAUUACUCUCUCCAAAAAGUAUUUAAUUACUUGUUACUAAUUACUUUCUAUAUCCAACAUCAACCUUGAUUAGUUAGAAUUAGAAGAAUAGACAUGAAACGGCUCUUUUAAUUCAGUCAAAUAAAUAAUAUUAAACUACAUAAAGUAGUCUUAUUAACUGACCAAAGUAUUACAAAUGUGAGAAUUAUACAUUAAAGCACCGAUUCUAAAGUUAGACUUUGAAUUUUUAUGUCAAUUCCACUAUUGCACACACACAUAUUACACAAAGUAUUUAGUUUAAUUACAUCAGAAGUAACUGUACUUAAAUUACAGAAAAAUAAGAGUAAUCCCUUACUUUACUUUUUCAAGGGAAUAGUAAUUAAAUUACAGUAACUAAGUACUUGGUAACUAGUUACACCCAACACUGGUAAAACCUGAACCAUCAUGUAACCACAUUCCCGCAAUUCUUUAUUAUAACAACAGUGAGAAAAGCGGCCCGUUAAUCUUUCAGAAAUGACUGAAAAUCUUUACGAGUCCAGUCAGUUUACUAACCACACCAAUGGGAACUAUUUGUUCCAGCAUAGCCAGAGUGCACCUCACUACAGUGUACCUAACGUACUUCACUCUUCUCCGAUGUCUCCGUGCCUCAAUCACGAGCAUUUGGCAUCUCCCGUCACUCCUGGAAAUGAACUUUCUCCAUUGCUCGAUAUGCCAAACAGCGCCGGGACUUGGGAUUACAGUCAGUUCGGAAGGGGAUCGUCAUGGGGGUCAUCUCAGGACGAACUGUCCGAGAGCGGCGGCGUGUCCCGAAUACACCCUUUCAACAUCAUGUGUCAUAACGAUUCCACCACGACUUCAAAAGACGGCUGCGGUGCUGUGCUUCCUCAAAGGUUGGACUCGUUCUCCAAGGCGUUCCCCUCCAAGAACAUUCACCUUCUCUUUGAAGACAACGACAACAGGACUGUUGAUAAAACCUCAGGAGAUAAUCACAUUUCCAGGGGUUCGACGUUACAGCAAAGCGGCACAUUCGCCGAGGGGUCCGAAAGACAAUCUUUGGGGUCUCCUGUUUUUAAUCCGAUGGCUUUUCAGGGUCAAACGCAAACAAUGAGCGAGUUUCAUUUAUCAGAUCAAAACCCGCUGCACGGUCUUUAUCAAACCCCUCAGCAUUUUCAAUACGGAUGUCAGCAGCACAAACAGACUCACGCAGACUCACAGGCUAACCGGGAUCUUCAUAAGCCACAGAGCCCUUGGCUUCACCAGCACGCCUAUCAAAGUCAUCUACCGCCGUUCCCCAUCAACCUAAACCAACAACAACAGCAGCACCAUUUACAACCCAGAGGAACGGUUGCGCAUAAAACUCACCUGGACUGUCAAGAGGGCCACGAGUCGACUCGAUCUCCAACCUACAGGCAAGACUUCAGAGAGCAGCAGAACUUCCAGGGCGGUCACAGUUUGAGUCUUCAUUCACCUCACUACCAAGACCAGCAAUAUAUUCAUCCGUUUUCCCAUCCGAGCGGCGUCUACCAGCACCAGCAUUCUCAAGAGCACGUUCAGCCCGUCCCUGUAAAGCAAAGCAACGUGUUUCACGACGGCCAUUUGCAGUCGUACGACAAACACUCUGCACCCAACACACCCGUGUUUUCAAGUCCCAAAGACGACACAAGAUCUAGCUUUAACUUCAGCACACAUAGAAGUGAAGAUAUCUGCCUUCCUCAUUUUUCGAACAAGAGUUCAGGCGUUUCACAAUCGAAUAUAUUUCCACAUCUGCCCUCGCAUGCAUCGCAGUGGUCACAGGCAUCUUCACCAGAUAUUCAGAGUGAAAACAUUUCACAUUACAGGGCAGAAAAUGGGCCGGCGAGAGCGGAAGGGUCGCAGGCUCGAAUGAGAUGCACCGUCUGUCAGAGGGAAUUCAAAAGUCUUCCAGCUCUGAACGGACACAUGCGAUCCCACGGAGGAUUUCGGACAAACUCCGCAUCUCUUAAAGCGAAAGAGGGACAGCUUCAUCUGUCGGGUGAUGUUUUUCAAAGCAACCCUAUCAUCUUACCUGUGACAGUUCCUGUGAAGAAUUACCAGACCCCCUCCAAACUUCCCCUCGGUCCUCAGUGUCAUCAGAAAGAUGGUGACCGGAGCCCACAGUCGCCCCUCCCGCCUGUGCGAAACCAGCCUUCCUGUAUAAAGAGGUCAGUCUCAGAUGGAGAAUGUGGAUCUAAACAGGGGAAACAGAGAUACCGUCAGUGUUUGGUCCCUCUGAUGAUUCCUCCGCCCGGCACCGUGCAGGAGUCCAGAGGAGCUGUUCUCUUCAGAAGUCUGCUGAGGACACCCGGCAGCAGGGGGGAUGAUGUACCGUACACCCCCCCACCCAUGCUCAGUCCCGUCCGCCCGGGCUCGGGUCUUUUCAGUGCUGUGUGCGGUGGAACAGAGUCUGACGCUACUGCGCUCCACUGUUCAACAAGUGAUGCAGACAACUGUGCUCUUACUUCAGGGCAGAAAGUCAUAAAUGUAGCACCUCACAUUAAUAUAGGUGAAGAAUUUCAAGCCAAAAUCCCAGAAAUCAGUCAAUCCCUCAUAGAGGAAGAUACCCAUAAUGCAUUUCUCCUGUGGAUGCCCAUCAAUAACCUGAACACCCCUGAUAACCAGCAGAAAGUGGACAACCUGUUAAAAAUGGCUUGUUCUAGUGUUCUGCCGGGAGGGGGAACAAACACUGAAUAUGUCCUACAUUGUCUUUUUGAGUGCAGAGGGGAUCUUAUGAACACCCUCGAGAAACUUCUCUUAUCCUGGAGAAACGCAUGCGGCCCUAAACCAGACUAUCAUUACGCAGGUUCUGAUUCGUGGAGUCCUCAAGAGAAGCGACUUCUGAAUAAAGCACUGUUAACACAUCACAAAGACUUCUAUCUCGUUCAGAAAGUGGUCAAGACGAAGACUGUGGCUCAGUGUGUUGAGUACUACUACACAUGUAAAAAACAGUCGCGUUUGGGUACGAGAGUUAGUUCAGCUUUGAUUACACCUGUUCAAGACCAGCCGGGGGACUGGACCGUAAACCUCACCACAGGAACAGACAGAGAAACCAAGAGCACAGACAACUCCCACACAUCUCUGUUUGUCUGUGAAGUGUCUCAAACAAACGGAAAAACGUUGAUCCAGAACAAUCCUGGCCUACUCUGUAGCUCUCCAGCAGAACACAGAACAUCCACGCUGACUCCUUUGGGUUCUGGUUCCAUACGAAGUUCGCCUUCCAACAGCACCACCAGUGGAGAUACGGAUUUGGCUGUUGUAUUUCCCUGCACCGAGUGCGGAAAGGUGUUUUUUAAGGUCAAAAGUCGAAAUGCCCACAUGAAGACACACAGACAGCAAGAAGACACACACUUGUGGCAGUUUCCCAGGGCCCCCGAGCAAAAUAAAGGGAUGACGUCAUCUGUCUGUCCUGUUACGCCACUAAAACAACCCACAAGUCUUUAUUCCGCUGACAGUGUAACAGAUGCAAACACAUUCUCUUUAAAUGACGUGGAGUCUAUGCAGGAUUACUCUCUAAAGACUGUCCUGCAGAGUCAGUUGGACUUUGUUCCGAGUUAGUGCUCGAGUUGACACAGAUUAACACAAAUAUGAGACUUGUGUAUCAUUGAUAUACUGAAAACGUUUUGAUGUUUAAAUCUUUUAUGAAAUCCUGUAAAUUGUACAAACAUUUUAUUUUUAAUAAACCUACAAGUUCAACACAUUCAUGCACUAAAUGUCUUGCGCUGUGCCCUAAUAAUGACCUCAAAUUGCACUACAGCAUUGUAUAUGCAGGCACGGAAAAAAUGAAGAGACAGUUUCAAAAUGAUUUCGAGUUUUUCUUAAUUUACUAUUAAAUUUGAGGUGAAAUGAUCAUUUUUGUUUCUUUUUGUGAACUAUUAACAAUGUUUCUCCCAAAUCUCAAAUAAAAAUAUUGUUUCUAUUUGCAGAAAAAAACGGGUGAAAAUAACAGAAAAGAUGCUCUGUAUUUUUCAGACCUCAAAUACUGCAAAGAAAACAAGUUCAUAUUCACUUUUAAGCAACACAAC